This is a messenger RNA of Alnus glutinosa, 1200 nucleotides long. Its product is annotated as peroxidase 11. Bases 51 to 1073 code for a protein of 340 amino acids. The record is from RefSeq and is a predicted model, not a curated record. Lineage: Eukaryota; Viridiplantae; Streptophyta; Magnoliopsida; Fagales; Betulaceae. Gene Ontology annotation, molecular function: peroxidase activity; heme binding. Gene Ontology annotation, biological process: response to oxidative stress; hydrogen peroxide catabolic process. The transcript is spliced from 4 exons.
CAGUCUCACCCAUCUCUCCCACUCUCGAUCUCCGCCAAUUACUCAAGAAAAUGGCACUUUUCCUUCGUUCAAAGCUCCUUCAUCAUCUGCAGCCAUUCGUGCUUCUUGUUUUCUUCAGUUUCGGAGCCUCUAGAUUGCAUGCAAGUCCUCCUCCUCUAACGUUGGAUUACUAUGCAUCUACUUGUCCAACUGUGCUCGAAACUGUCAGGAAAGAAUUAGAAUGUGAAGUCCAAUCUGAUCCACGUAAUGCGGCCUUGAUCCUUCGAUUACAUUUCCACGACUGUUUCGUUCAGGGAUGCGAUGGAUCAAUUUUGCUGGAUGACACAAUUACGUUAGAGGGGGAGAAGAAAGCUUCCGCCAACCAAAACUCUUUAAAAGGUUUCAAAAUUGUUGAUAGGAUAAAGAACGAGCUCGAAUCAGAAUGCCCCGGGAUUGUAUCUUGUGCAGAUAUUCUCACCAUUGCUGCAAGGGAUGCUGUCAUUCUGGUUGGUGGACCUUAUUGGGAUGUUCCUCUUGGAAGAAAGGAUUCUACAACUGCAAGCCGUGCACUGUCGGACUCGAAUCUUCCUACACCAGAUGAAAACCUGCUCUCUGUCAUUUCCAAGUUUCUUUAUCAAGGCCUCUCAGUCACAGACAUGGUGGCUCUGGCAGGGGCACACACUAUAGGCAUGGCACGCUGUUCGAGUUUCCGAUCAAGGAUUUAUGGAGACUUUGCAGCAACUUCAGGGCAUGAUCCUGUCUCUGAGUCACACCUCAACAGCUUGAAAUCCAUUUGCCCGUCUACGGGGGCAGACAAUAACAUAUCAGCCAUGGACUAUGAAACUCCUAAUCUUUUUGACAAUUCCUUCUACCAGAUACUGUUGAAAGGAGAGGGAUUGCUCAAUUCUGACCAAGCAAUGUAUUCGAGUGUGUUUGGGGUUGAAACAAAGGAGCUCGUGCGAAAAUAUGCAGCAGAUCCGAUUGCUUUCUUCCAGCAGUUCUCUGAUUCGAUGGUGAAAAUGGGAAAUAUUACAAACCCAGAUAGCUUUAUCACCGGAGAAGUUAGGAGAAAUUGCAGAUUUGUCAACACUUGAGCUACCUACAACCCCACAUUGCAUAAAAAGCUGGGAUAUAUAAAAUAAACAUAUAUAAAUAUAUGUUAUACUAUAGAAAUUGUUGUCUGUUUAUUUUGUUUAUUAAAUAUAAUAUGUAUUUCUCCUA